This is a messenger RNA of Contarinia nasturtii (swede midge), 1280 nucleotides long. It is a transcript of the gene mRpS31, whose product is annotated as 28S ribosomal protein S31, mitochondrial. NCBI's taxonomy places the organism in Eukaryota, Metazoa, Arthropoda, Insecta, Diptera, Cecidomyiidae. Gene Ontology annotation, molecular function: structural constituent of ribosome. Bases 102 to 1205 code for a protein of 367 amino acids. The transcript is spliced from 7 exons. Gene Ontology annotation, cellular component: mitochondrial small ribosomal subunit. The record is from RefSeq and is a predicted model, not a curated record.
ACCUCAAAUAUCAACUUGAGACCGUGGUUCGUGUGAUUAACAGCAAAGAAAAUAGAUUGUUGAUUUAUUACGAAAUUUGACGUGGUCGUGACUAAAUCAUCAUGUCUUUAAUCCGUUGUAUUCGAUUGUUAAGUGGAAAAAAUGGCACCAGUCUGAAUGUAUUCAAGCAUUCAUGUAUUUACUAUUCAAGCGAUAAAAAACCAUCGGACAAUGAUAUCAAACAGAAUAAGGAAGACAACAAAACUAAUGGUAAUGAAAAACAAUCACUUCCUCCAAAGACUCAAAGUCGAUUGAAUGAUCUGUUGAAGAGGCUAUCAUCGCGGUCAUCGCUGAAUAUUUUCAAAGAAGUGCAAUUAUCAAAACCACUGGGAUAUAAGCAAUUACGACAAAACAAAGAAGUCGAUGGGCAACCACCGAGACAACCACCAAAACCCAGAAAUAUGCAUGCUGCAAUAAAAGCUGUUUCAACUGAAUUCGGAGAUAAAAGUGUUGAAACUGAAAUUCUAUCACGACUAAGCGACAAAGAUGACGCUUUGAGUGAUAUUAUUUCAACAAUGAAACCAGCGAAAGAUUAUAAACCCAGAGUUGGUACUUUUAAAGAAAAUGUACCGGUGAUAUCUGCCGAUUACUAUGGCCAAUCAAGACGUCGAACGCCUAUAACACGAAAUGAAAACUACAAAGAAAAUCAAAAUAUAGAAUUGACCAACUCCAAACAAAACCCAUUUAAUGGUGUACCAAUUGGAAUUUUCACGGUUCCCGAAAACCUUAAAACAAGUGAAGACUCGCUGAAAACAUGGCAGAAACUGGAACAAUAUGAUUUGCACGCAGCAAUGUCAACAGCACCACGGAAUUACUUUGAAAAAAUGGCCUAUUGGACAGAGGAGGGGAAAAUUUGGCAUUUCCCAAUUGAUAACGAACAAGGUUUAGAUGAAGAACAUCAAACAUCAUUCACAGAGCAUGUAUUCUUGGAAGAACAUCUUGAACCAUGGUGUCCAAAGAAAGGAGCUCUUCGAAAUUUUAUGGAACUUGUUUGCAUUGGAUUGUCAAAAAAUCCAUAUUACACUGUACAGCAAAAGCGUGAACAUAUUGAAUGGUAUCGUAAUUACUUCCAUGAAAAACAACACAUUUUACAAAGAGUGAUUGAGGCUAAUAACCAAUCCCAAUCGGUUACCGCUCAAGUUAUUGAUGGCACAAAAAGCACAUAAUUUAUCCGUAUAAUAUAUAUUCGUACAUUAAAUUAUGCGUUUCGAAUAUAAAUAAAAUUGAUUAUUUUAAAUGGA